Strongyloides ratti is the source of this 2211-nucleotide messenger RNA. Its product is annotated as DNA replication licensing factor MCM5. Gene Ontology annotation, cellular component: MCM complex; nucleus. The coding region runs from base 1 to 2211 and encodes 736 amino acids. Gene Ontology annotation, molecular function: single-stranded DNA binding; 3'-5' DNA helicase activity; DNA replication origin binding. Gene Ontology annotation, biological process: double-strand break repair via break-induced replication; DNA replication; DNA replication initiation. Lineage: Eukaryota; Metazoa; Nematoda; Chromadorea; Rhabditida; Strongyloididae. The transcript has 3 exons. The record is from RefSeq and is a predicted model, not a curated record.
AUGUCUAAUUUGGAUAAAGGUGAAUUAUUUUAUCAGCCAUUUGGUGGUGAUAAUGAAAGAAAUGAGGUUUCUCGGACUUCUGUAGGUGAAUACAAAGAAGCUUUGGUAAAAUUUAAAAAAUUUCUAAGAGAAUUUACUGUUGGAGGCAUGGAUAUGAUUUAUAGAGAAGCUUUGAAAAAUAAUUGUGUUAAUGGCAUGUUUUUUAUUGAAGUUGACAUGGCUGAUCUUAGAAGAUUUGAUGAAAUAACUGCUGAACAAUUGCAAACUUUUCCGAAUCGUUUGAUACCAGCAUUUGAAGAGGCUGCUAAUGAAUUAGCACAGGAACUUAUUGGAGGUGAUAAGGAAAAAGAAGACAUCAGUGUUAUGGAACAUGUGAAUGUUUUACUAAAACUUGAUGAUGAAGCUAAAACUAUUAGAUCACUUCAAAGUCAACAAGUUUCACAAUUAGUUAAGAUAAAGGGAAUCAUUAUUUCCGCUUCACAAGUUAGAUCACGCGCUGUUAAAGUUACUUUACAAUGUAGGACAUGUCUUCAUGUUACUAAUGUGGUUCGUGUUAAUCCAGGAUUGGAAGGUUUUCAAUUACCACGUAAUUGUAUGGCUGGAAAUACUAACAAUGGUAUAAAAUGUCCACUUGAUCCAUAUGUAAUUCUCCCUGACAAGUGUGAAUGCAUGGAUUUUCAAACAUUAAAAUUACAGGAAAAUCCGGAAGAUGUUCCUCAUGGAGAAAUGCCAAGGCACAUGCAGGUUUAUGUAGAUAGAUAUUUAACAGAUCAAAUGACUCCUGGAAAUCGUGUUACAUUGACUGGUAUAUAUUCUAUCAGAAAGAUGUUUUCAAAAGGUUCUGUUAAGGAAAAUGAUAGGACAAUGUCUGGUAUUAGAAUUCCUUAUUUACGUUGUUUAGGGUUGGAUGUGCAGAUAAGUGGACCCGGUCGUUCUGAAAAGAUACAUUUCGUUUUGGAUGAAGAAAAGGAAUUUAGAAAUUUAGCUUCACAACCAGAUAUUUAUGAAAGAAUUGUUAAGUCUAUUGCCCCUUCUAUUUAUGGAUCCGAAGAUAUUAAAAAAGCUAUAGCUUGUUUGUUAUUUGGUGGUUCUAGGAAGCGCCUUCCAGAUGGUUUGACUAGACGUGGUGAUGUAAAUGUUCUACUAUUAGGAGACCCUGGUACAGCAAAAUCUCAGUUACUUAAGUUUGUUGAGAAAGUGGCACCUAUUGCUGUUUAUACUUCAGGAAAAGGUUCAAGUGCUGCAGGUCUUACAGCUUCAGUCAUUCGUGAUCCAGCUUCUCGUUCUUUUAUAAUGGAAGGUGGUGCUAUGGUUCUUGCAGAUGGUGGUGUUGUAUGUAUAGAUGAGUUUGAUAAAAUGCGAGAAGAUGACCGAGUAGCCAUUCAUGAAGCUAUGGAACAACAAACAAUUUCGAUUGCAAAAGCUGGUAUAACAACUACAUUAAAUUCAAGAUGUUCUGUUUUGGCUGCUGCUAACUCUGUUUAUGGUAGAUGGGAUGAUACUAAAGGUGAUUCUAAUAUUGAUUUCAUGCCUACUAUUUUAUCACGUUUUGACAUGAUUUUUGUUGUCAAAGAUAUUCAUGAUUCUAAAAGAGAUUCUACUCUUGCCAAGCAUGUCAUCGAAGUACAUGUAAAUGCUAACCACAAGGAUGUUAAACCUCAAGAGGGUGAGUUGUCAUUGGAAUUUCUAAGGAAAUAUAUUGCUUAUGCUAGAGCUACGUGUGCUCCAAGGCUUACAGAUUCUGCCAAAGAAAAACUUGUUAACCACUAUAUUACUCUCAGAAAUCCUUUAAAUGAAAACGAAAAAAUUACAAAAUCUGCUAUUCCUAUAACAGUCCGUCAACUCGAAGCUGUCAUACGUAUGAGUGAAGCUUUGGCAAAGAUGGAAUUAAAGCCUUUUGUUGAAGAAAAACAUGUCGAUGAGGCACUAAGACUUUUCCGGGUAUCUACUAUUGAAGCAGCGUCAAGUGGCAAUCUUGUUGGUGUUGAAGGUUUUACUUCACCUCAUGAACAAGAGAUGUUUAAUCGUGUUGAAACACAAUUAAAAAGAAGAUUUGCUGUUGGAACUGCUGUCUCGGAGAACAUGGUUAUACAAGACUUUGUAAGACAAAAUUAUGAAGAAGAUAUGGUUAAGCGUGUUAUAUUAGCUUGCAUACGUAGAGGAGACUUCCAAUACCGUGUUCAAAGAAGGAUGAUAUAUCGGAUUAAAUAA